This is a messenger RNA of Coprinopsis cinerea okayama7#130, 1920 nucleotides long. RefSeq lists its product as hypothetical. Bases 1 to 1920 code for a protein of 639 amino acids. Gene Ontology annotation, biological process: regulation of transcription by RNA polymerase II. The transcript has 3 exons. The record is from RefSeq and is a predicted model, not a curated record. Lineage: Eukaryota; Fungi; Basidiomycota; Agaricomycetes; Agaricales; Psathyrellaceae. Gene Ontology annotation, cellular component: nucleus.
AUGGACGGCAAGCCGUUCUCAAACGUGCCGUACUCUGUUGCCUCCACCACGUCGACAACCCAUGGGGCUCCCCAUCUUCAUCGCGCUUCUUCUGCAUACCCAGGCGUGACACAGUCACCCCAGGAUCCAAAUUUAUACCAGGGGAGCCAAUGCACACAGCCUCCGUCAUACAGUCAAGAUUUGUAUACUUCAGCGUCCCACCACCACCGUCAGCAUGGGUUUGGGCCUGACUCGCGACUCAAUGUAUACCCAGAAUCAAGCCAGCGCACGCCGCUCCACGAAUCAACAACCGAGAGCCUGGAUUUUGGCCUCCCAAGCACGAUCAAUGCCCCACAUUUAGCAACAAGUUUGAACCCCGCUCAUGGGCAUAAUCACUUCGACAAUCAUCGUGGCUUUCUUCCUUCCUCAACGGGAAGUCAAUCUUCGUCGGCCAUCCCUCUAGAUCAUUCGCUUCCCCGCAAGCGCUCAAUUCUAGAAUUCCAUUCGUCGCCACGCUUUUAUACACCGCCGCACCCUCAACCUUUGGCAUACCCCGCCGAUUAUGCAUCAGCGUCUACGCCUUCGGGAGUGUUGCACGAGGAUGCUACCCAACCGCUGAAUUCCUUCUCUCAUACGUCCCAAAACCCCGAAAUAUCCCCUAAUCACGCCGCACCCUCACUCUCAACCAUGUCAUACCCUCAUAUCGCCAACACCACUGGUCACGUAUCCUCCCUCAACCUAUCAAAUCCUGAAACACAUCAUAAUUCGAACCCGCCAAAAGUCCCCGUUCCAAUCCCCCCACCAAUCCCCACCUCCAUUCCCAUGCGUAGAGCAUCGCCUGACGAAUGGGUCUCUCAAAGCCAAUUCCCUCCAGGUCAACAGAACAACAGUCCAAAUGAACAAUGUUCCUCUUCUAUGAUGCCCAUUGAACCCCAUGUUCCCGAACGUCCGGGUACUGCGACACUAUCUACCCACUACCGAGAUGCAAAUUCCAAAAUUGACCAACUGCGUGCCCCAUCCCCUUCCAGUUCAUCUCUUCCGCAGAACGAGUCGAAAUCUCAAUCUCCUCCUCCUUCCGAGGAACCUCCUACCGAUGGACUACCUCCCAAGAAGAAGAAGAAAUCGAAAAUGCAUACUUGUGAAAUAUGUGACAAGAAGUUCCCUAGGCCCAGUGGCCUACGGACCCAUAUGAACACGCACAACAAUGCCAGACCAUACCCAUGCGGCUUCCCAGGUUGCACGCGCACCUUUGGCGUUCGCUCGAACGCGAAGCGCCAUUUGCGCACGCAUGGUGUUAUCCCCCAGCCAUCCAACGAUGUGCCCGCUGAGGCGGCGUACGUCGUUGGAUUCAGUCCACCCGUUGUCAGCCCCUCUGUGGACACCAACAUCCAAACCGAUGCCACAGCGGACGGCAACCACCAGCAACCUCGACACCAAAUGUCGCGAGCGCCGUUUUUCAAGCUACGGUGGAUGCCGCCUAGUUUGACGAGCAGGACCAACGCUGCGUCGUUGAAGUCUGUGUCGGAAAGCGGGGACAUUUCUGACGAUGACGAUGGGGAAGAUGAUGGAGCAGCAGGCAUGCUGACGCUGCACCCGCCGCAAGAUGGGAUGCGGUUCAUUGGCGCAGGUCAGCGUGAUGGCAAUGAAUAUCCUUCUUCAGCUUCCUCUCCAUCCUCUACGAGGAACACGUGUCUUUGUGCUUUGCCCUGCUCCUCCAGUCCUUGUCUGUCCUUGGGAUCCGUGGCCGACGACAGUUCGUUGUCUAAUUCGUUCUCGGCGCAUUCGUAUUCAUCCUCGCCCUGCGCCUCUUCAUCGUCAGCCUAUGGCAGCGCAGUGUCCCACACUGUCCAACAAAAGCCAAGAAUUCCGGUGUAUGAUUCCAGUGGGACGUAUCAUUCUUCGCAGGUAGAUGGUUCAAGUUCUUUCCAGUAUGAGACUUGA